AUGAUGAUGUUCUCCCGACCGAUUCCGGCCACGGCGGCCAAUCUCAUUGAGACUAGCCAACUGCGCAGGAGAUAUUAUAGUGCACAAGUGUACGCGCAGACACGAGUGCACUCUCUAUUCCUGUCACUCUCUAUUCCUGUCACUCUCAUAUUCCGGUGGGACGACUGCUCGACACGACCAGUGAGAGUUAAGGCGCAGAACCGACGGCUUUGCGUGCUCUCCGAGGCACGGGGG
Brenthis ino (lesser marbled fritillary) is the source of this 234-nucleotide messenger RNA. NCBI's taxonomy places the organism in Eukaryota, Metazoa, Arthropoda, Insecta, Lepidoptera, Nymphalidae. The record is from the annotation of a GenBank genome assembly.